This is a messenger RNA of Rotaria sp. Silwood2, 666 nucleotides long. The record is from the annotation of a GenBank genome assembly. Lineage: Eukaryota; Metazoa; Rotifera; Eurotatoria; Philodinida; Philodinidae.
AUGAAUUCAUUUUCCAAGACAAAACAGUUUGACAACGCAAUCCAUUGUCUGUCACGCGAAUCAUCUUCAGAAACACAUAAUAAUCGAGUUGCUGCUUGGCGUACACGUCGAAACGAAAAUGAGAAUGAAAUAGAACGGAAGAUACGAUUACAUAGAGAACGUGAUGCAAAAUCUACCGAAAAAAAAAAUAAAAACCAAUUAGAGUCUAUUACAGAACAUGAUACUCGUUUAAAAAAUGAAGCAUCUGCUAAAAAGAAUGAACGAGAAAAUCGAAAAAUGAAUGACACAAUAGAAAAUCGUAUGCAACAACUCAAUCGGAAAGCAAAACGAAAGAGCGAAUUAAGACGUGCUCAAAGUUUGGAAGAAACAGACGAAGAAAUUAAGAAAAGAUUGGAAAGCGAAGCCAUUAGUCAAAGAACUCGACGACAAAUUCGAAAUUUAGAAGAAACAGAAGAAGAGAAUAACAGAAGAUUGGAAAACGAAGCAAUUAGCCAAAGAAUUCGACGACAAAUUCGAAUGUUACAAGAAACAAAAUACGAGUACAGUAACAGGCUAAACAAGGAAGCAUUUAUUGUAGCAAACCGACGACGUAAUCGAGAUCUGCAAGAAAGUACAGAAAUUCGAUUAACAAGACUAGCAACAGAAGCAACAUCAAGGGCAAGUUAA